Molecule: messenger RNA, 2193 nt
Organism: Scomber japonicus (chub mackerel)
Lineage: Eukaryota; Metazoa; Chordata; Actinopteri; Scombriformes; Scombridae
Gene: slc6a17
Product: solute carrier family 6 member 17
Exons: 11
Coding region: 1-2193 (730 amino acids)
Biological process (GO): alanine transport; glycine transport; L-leucine transport
Cellular component (GO): plasma membrane; synaptic vesicle
Source: RefSeq, a predicted model, not a curated record
AUGCCAAAGAACACUAAGGUGACCCAGCGGGAGCACAGCAAUGAGCCAGUCACUGAGUCUGUGGCAGACCUGCUGUCUCUGGAGCACCCCAUGGACUAUAAGAGCAGUCAGAUGAGUAUGGGUCUGAGUCCGGGCUCCACUGCUCCCGUAAGGGCCCUUCUACCUUCUCCCGACCCAGACGCUGAGGAUGGCCGACCAGCUUGGAACAACAAGCUGGAGUACAUCCUGGCCCAGGUGGGCUUUUCUGUGGGCCUGGGUAAUGUCUGGAGGUUCCCCUACCUGUGCCAGAAGAACGGUGGAGGCGCAUACCUGGUGCCCUACUUCAUUCUCCUCCUCCUCAUCGGCAUCCCCUUGUUCUUCCUGGAGCUGGCGGUGGGCCAGCGGAUCAGGCGUGGCAGCAUCGGGGUGUGGAACUAUGUCUACCCACAGCUGGGAGGCAUUGGGGUUUCCAGUCUGAUGGUUUGUGGUUUUGUUGGCCUCUAUUAUAAUGUGAUUAUCGGCUGGAGCAUCUUCUAUUUCUUCCAGUCCUUCCAGUAUCCACUGCCUUGGGCUGAAUGCCCCAUCACGCGAAAUGGAAGUCAAGCUAUUGUGGUGCCAGAAUGUGAUAAGAGCUCAGCCACCACUUACUUCUGGUACCGCCAGACUCUCAACAUCACCAGCAGCAUUGACGACACUGGUGGGUUGAACUGGAAGAUGACCCUGUCUCUGCUGAUUGCUUGGAUCAUGGUCUGCCUGGCUGUCAUCAAGGGUAUCCAGUCCUCUGGGAAGGUGAUGUACUUCAGCUCUCUCUUCCCAUACGUGGUGCUUUUCUGUUUCCUGGUAAGAGGUUUGCUGCUAAAAGGAGCAGUGGAUGGCAUCGCUCACAUGUUCACCCCGAAGCUGGAAAAGAUGUUGGAGCCACAGGUGUGGAGAGAAGCAGCCACCCAGGUCUUCUUUGCUCUCGGUCUCGGGUUUGGGGGAGUCAUCGCUUUCUCCAGCUACAACAAGCGAGACAACAACUGCCACUUUGAUGCAGCGCUGGUGUCCGUCAUCAACUUUGUGACUUCCAUCCUGGCCACUUUAGUUGUGUUUGCCGUCCUGGGGUUCAAGGCAAACCUCAUGAAUGAGAAGUGUGUUGUUGAGAAUGCUGAGAAGAUCCUGGGCUUCCUCAAUACUGGUGUGCUGAGCAAAGAGCUCAUCCCUCCUCACAUCAACUUCUCCCACCUGAGUUCCCAGGACUAUACAGAGAUGUACAGCGUCAUUAAGACAGUGAAGGAGGACGGUUUUGAUCAGCUGGGCCUGGACCCCUGCGUGCUGGAGGAUGAGCUCAACAAGGCAGUUCAGGGCACCGGCUUGGCAUUCAUCGCCUUCACAGAAGCCAUGACCCACUUCCCUGCCAGUCCAUUCUGGUCCGUCAUGUUUUUUUUCAUGUUGAUUAAUUUGGGCCUGGGAAGCAUGAUCGGCACCAUGACUGGCAUCACAACACCCAUACUGGAUGCUUUCAAGAUACGCAAAGAGAUCCUGUGUGUGGCUUGCUGUGUCAUAGCCUUCUUUUUAGGCCUGCUGUUUGUGCAGCGCUCAGGGAAUUACUUUGUCACCAUGUUUGACGACUACUCAGCUGGGCUGCCUCUCACUGUGGUAGUGAUCCUGGAGAACAUCUCUGUAGCCUGGAUAUAUGGCACCAAGAGGUUCAUGCAGGACCUGGAGGACAUGCUUGGUUUCAGGCCAUACUCCUUCUAUUUCUACAUGUGGAGGUAUGUGUCACCAGCUGUCUUGAUCCUGCUCAUCAUUGCCACCGUCAUCGAGAUGGCCGUCAGUCCUGCGGGAUACAACGCCUGGGUAGAGGCCGAGGGCUCAGAGCGUUUCCACAGCUACCCUCCCUGGGCCUUAAUCAUGGCCUACUCCCUCAUCGUGGUGGCCAUGCUCCCUUUACCCAUCGUCUUCAUUGUCCGCCACUUUAACCUGAUUUCAGACGGCUCCAACAAGCUGUCUGUCUCCUACCGUAAAGGCAUGAUGAAGGAUAUCUCCAACCUGGAAGAGCAGGAUGAGCAGCGUUUCAUCCUCGGCAAGAACCCCAGCGAAGCUCCUUCCCCCAUGCCCGCCCACCGUGCUUACCUGGGCCCUGGUGGCACCCAGGAGAUGACCAACACCAACUAUGGCACCAGCACCAAGACGGGCUAUCAGAACAUUGGCUCUCCCGAGUCUGAGCUAUGA